Molecule: messenger RNA, 477 nt
Organism: Botrytis sinoallii
Lineage: Eukaryota; Fungi; Ascomycota; Leotiomycetes; Helotiales; Sclerotiniaceae
Exons: 2
Coding region: 1-477 (158 amino acids)
Source: RefSeq, a predicted model, not a curated record
AUGACACGCCCCGGACCUGGAAUGAGAGGAUACUCGGACAUUAUGAAUGCCAGUGAUAAAGAGUUACAUGGCAAUGGACAAAGGGUCGACUUGCCCCAUGAGAACAUGGGAGCCCAUACUCUCUGGAAGCAGAAUUCCGAGAGAACAACUCCAAUAUGGCAUCUAAGGGUAACAGUACUCAAGAAUGGCGAUGCUCGGGGCGAUUGUCCAAAUCGUGUCUUUGCAUUCAAAACGUUAGAAGACGUCACUCGUGCUAUCAAUCAAGUUGAAGCUGCUUUUGGAAACACGUUUGAGUUGAAGAAGUGUGGAAUUGAUUCUCCAGAUGCUAUGGGUGGAAGAGUUAAUGAUGGGAGAAGUGAGAAUAUCACGAUUGAAUUCGACUCCAAUGUGACGAGGGAAUCGUGGGCAGAGUUCUUAGCAAGGUUGAAGGGAUUGGAGGAUGAGUGGUCACAUGCAACAGAGGUUUCGAGUCUUUGA